CCUACGUAGCUUCCCUCCCGCGUCCCUGCAAGUCCCCUUUCCCCCCCCGUUCUUGGUCGCCGCCCUCAACUUGCCCCGCGAUUGGUCGGGCCCCACCGGCCUGAAGCCGUAAUUGGCUCUGCUCGGCGCACCGGCGGCAGUAAGCGAGCCGGGCUGGUGAUGGAGGGAGCGCUGCUGAAAUGGACCAACUAUCUUUCUGGUUGGCAGCCACGAUACUUCGUACUAGAGAAUGGCAUCCUCUCCUAUUAUGAUUCACAGGAUGACGUGGGAAAGGGCAGCAAAGGCAGCAUCAAGAUGGCUGUGUGUGAGAUCAAAGUGCACACUACUGACCCCACUCGCAUGGAGCUGGUCAUCCCUGGCGAGCAGUACUUCUACCUGAAGGCAGGAGGCGCCGCUGAGAGACAGAAAUGGCUCGUGGCUUUGGGCAGCUCCAAGGCCUGCCUCGGGGACAGCAGGAGCCAGAAAGAAAGAGAUCUGGACCUAAGCAACGAGUCCCUUGGGAGGAAACUGUCCGAACUGCGACUGUAUUGCGACGUGCUGACACAGCAGGUCCUCGCCGUACAGGAUGCAACACAUCCUCAAGACAAUGGCUCCCCUCUGGACCUCCAGAAGAUGAAUGAAGCGUCAUCCCUGUUGCGAGCAACCUGCAGCCAGUUCAUCUCCACGCUAGAAGAGUGCAUGAAAUUUGCAAACACCCGAUUGGCUCCUGAGCUGUACCAUCCUUUGACAGUCCCCCAGCCUUUCGACUUUGUGGGCACCAAACUCCCACAUUCUCACCGGGUAAGGCGUUCCAUGAGUCACACAGGCAUAGCCUCGUCAGAAAGAGCUCUGGAGCAGGCUCGGGUCUUGCCCGCCCCCGCCAAGGGCACCGUGACGGUCCUGCGCAACUUGGAGGAGAUGGUGAUGUUCCGCUCGCAGCAGUGGGGGCAGCCGGGUUCCCAGUCCGAAAGCGCCCCCGGCACCAUCGUUGAAGAAGCAGUUGAUGGCCUCUCGUCGGCCCAGGACUCUCCAGUGGACUCGGCUGGCGGGGACCAACGACUGUAAUCUGGAUAUUGGCAUUGCCGCAGCUCUUGUCGACACUUUGGAGCCCUCCUUGCUGCUAGCUAGCUAGCUAGCUAGCUAGAAGAACUGGCCCGAGGCUCCCUCCUCUAGUUGUGGAAUAGCCUUGGCCUGCAGGGUGCGAUGGUGUUAGCAUCCUUUGCUCCUAGGAAGGCGGUGUGCAUGAAGGGCAAGGAGUAGGUGGCCAGACUUGGUUCUGUGCUUCAGUCUUGUAGUUGCCAAGGUGUGUCUGAGAACGCUGCCCAGGUCCGCUGGCUUUUACAAAGCAGUCCUCCGUGAGAAGGGAUGGGGUCUGGGCAGCGAGAUAGUGAUUAGCUCUCCAUGCUGGAUUGGUUGUGAUGGAAGCGGCAGGCCUGACGAGAGCCUGGGAUGCUUGGAGGGGGCAGCUUCUGAUUGGACAGGUUUCCCCCAACGCUCUCCGGGGCCUGUCCCCAGUGGUCCUAUGCUCUUAUUGGGUUUGGUCACCGGUGUAGCUGGAGCCCGGGGACUCGCGGUCUAUGGCCGAUGUAGAGCACCUUCUUCCCUCUCACCGGCAUAAGAUCUGUAGCUCAGUCAAACCUUAGAGUUGCUUUGCUCCAGGAUGUCUUGGGAAGUGCCCUGCUGGUUUGACUCUCGGCCAGGAUCUUUUUUUUGCCUAGGAAGGACCUCCUUGCUGAGCGUUCUUCCUCCUUCCUCAGCAGAGGGCUCUUCCUGCAAGCCGCUCUUCCCCCAAAGAGACACUUACACACCACGACAUCGAACUUGCAGGACAGGUUGUAGAAUUCCUCUCAAUGCUUUCUCCCUGCUUCUCUUCAGCAGAGGCGUUGGCCCUGAGCAAAUGUCCAAGGCAGGAAAAGCAGCCCCUUUGGACAUCUGACCUCACAGCAACAUUGGGCUGCUUCCCUCUGCACAGCGUGGGACCGGGGUCAGGUGAACGCAACCAGUCACAUACCAAACAUUGAAUUGACUCUACUGUCGUUUGCUGUACGGGAACUUCUUGUUUUGUCUUGUGGGGUUUUCUCUGCCAUCUCCGUUUUUGUAGGGAUCUUGGGCGGUUCUCCCUUUCUCGUUCCUUCCUCCCCGUUCCACACACACAGACACCCCGCAAACCCCCAGUCUCUGGAGCCCGUUCCCACGACGAGCCCUGCCCAAAGAUCAGACUCUAAUUUUGAAUGAAGACUCUAAUUUUGAAACAAA
This is a messenger RNA of Lacerta agilis (Sand lizard), 2235 nucleotides long. RefSeq names its product pleckstrin homology domain-containing family A member 3-like. The transcript has 8 exons. Gene Ontology annotation, biological process: retrograde transport, endosome to Golgi; endosome organization; receptor recycling. The coding region runs from base 160 to 1044 and encodes 294 amino acids. NCBI's taxonomy places the organism in Eukaryota, Metazoa, Chordata, Lepidosauria, Squamata, Lacertidae. Gene Ontology annotation, cellular component: trans-Golgi network; recycling endosome; early endosome. The record is from RefSeq and is a predicted model, not a curated record.